AUGGAUCCCACUCUACGCCGACGGAGAUCCGAUGGCUCGAGAUCAAGACAGCUCGCGAUCUCCAAAGAUCCCGCGCGCGACGCUCCAUCUCAUGACUCGAGGGACAAUCAUCGACUCGGAAAGGCGACCUUGAACGAAAACACGAUAACCUUCUCUCUUUACGAGAAUGUCGAGCUCGAUACGCCCCACGACGAUGCUUUAAUCAUCACGAUUGACCUCGCCGGGGUUUCUUUUUCAAAGGUUCUCAUCGAUUCCGGAUGCGUAGCCAACCUGCUAUCGCACGAUACCUUCGAGAAAAUCAGCCGACCUGAUUUAGCAAUCAACAAAUACGCUCCUCCCCUCUACAGCUUUGGAGGCGGAAGCAGAGUACCUUUACUAGGAAACGUGGCAAUCACCGUUAAGACACACGAUUCCGAGAAAGAAUUAGAGUUCUCCGUAAUGCAUGACCUUUCCCCAUUCGAUGCUGUCUUAGGACGACCGUGGCUUCAUCAGAUGAAGGCAGUCCCCUCGAUUUACCAUCAAUGCGUAAAGUUUAUUUCCCCUACCGGAGAAAAGACCAUUUACGGGAAUCAAAAACAGUCUCGAUCCUGUUACAUGGCGGAAUACCCAAAAAUGUUUCCGAAGGGGGCGAACCAACCAGCAGUGCGAGAUCCCUCGACAAAAGACCCUGAGAAGGACCUCGCGUGUACUAUUUCCCUAGAUCCGCAAUCUCCAGAGAAAUGCGUUAGCAUUGGACGCGAUCUCAGUCCAAAGAUCAGGGAUGAUCUAGUGGUCUUUCUGAGAAAUAACAUCAACACGUUUGCAUGGUCGGCUGCUGACAUGCCCGGCAUCGAUAUCAACGUCGCAUCACACGACCUAAAUGUCGAUCCCACAUUUAAACAGAUCAAGCAAAAACGAAGAAAACUUGGCCCAGAAAGGGCUAAGGCAGUGAACGACGAAGUUGAUAAACUGCUGAAAAUAGGUUCAAUCCGCAAAGUACAAUAUCCGGACUGGCUUGCCAACCCAGUCGUCGUAAAGAAAAAGAAUGGAAAAUGGAGAGUUUGUAUCGACUUUACGAACCUAAAUAAAGCCUGCCCGAAAUAA
This is a messenger RNA of Raphanus sativus (radish), 1083 nucleotides long. RefSeq lists its product as uncharacterized. Bases 1 to 1083 code for a protein of 360 amino acids. The transcript has a single exon. Lineage: Eukaryota; Viridiplantae; Streptophyta; Magnoliopsida; Brassicales; Brassicaceae. The record is from RefSeq and is a predicted model, not a curated record.